UCCGGCAGGUGGCCUAGCGGGUCCCGGCCCCAGAACCUCUGCCCCGCGGGCGGCGGGUCUCUGCCAGAGGCCCAGACAGACGGAUUGGAGAAAGUUUCCGGGCCGGGCAUGGCCGCGAUCUGGCAGCAGGUGCUGGCCGUGGAUGCAAGGUACAACGCAUACCGCACGCCCACCUUCCCCCAGUUCCGAACACAAUACAUACGGCGCCGGAGUCAGCUGCUGAGAGAAAAUGCCAAGGCAGGGCACGAACCGGCCUUUCGAAGGCAGUACCUAAAGCUGAGGGCCCAGCUGCUGGGGCACCGCUACGGGCCUCUGACAGAGCCCGGGAGCUUCCGAGCCUUCAGCAACAGUGUUGUCCGAAGCAGUCGGACCACCCUGGACCGAAUGGAGGACUUCGACGAGGACCCUCGUUCACUUGGUGCCCGUGGCCACCGGCGCUCCGUUAGUCGCGGAUCCUAUCAGUUGCAGGCCCAGAUGAAUCGGGUCAUCUACGAUGAGAGGACGCUCGGCAGUGUCGUGCCCACGUCGGUAGCCGAGGCCAGCCGGGCCAUGGCGGGGGACACUUCGCUGAGUGAAAACUAUGCUUUUGCUGGGAUGUACCACGUCUUUGACCAACAUGUGGAUGAGGCUGUUCCCAAAGUCCAAUUUGCCAAUGAUGAUCGCCACCUGCUAGCCUGUUGCUCCCUGGAUGGCAGCAUCUCCGUGUGCCAGCUGGUACCCGCCCCCCCUGUGGUACUGCGUGUGCUCCGUGGGCAUUCGCGUGGCGUGUCCGACUUUGCCUGGUCCCUUUCCAAUGACGUCCUCGUCUCCACGUCGCUGGAUGCCACCAUGCGCAUCUGGGCCACGGAAGAUGGCCGCUGCAUCCGAGAGAUCCCUGACCCGGAUGGGGCAGAACUGCUGUGCUGCACUUUCCAGCCGAUCAACAACAAUCUCACUGUGGUGGGCAACGGGAAGCACAACGUGCACGUGAUGAACAUCUCCACGGGCAAGAAAGUGAAGGGCGGCUCCAGCAAGCUGACUGGCCGCGUGCUGGCUCUGUCCUUUGAUUCCCCCGGACACAUCUUAUGGGCUGGGGACGAUCGCGGCAGAGUCUUUUCCUUCCUUUUUGACGUGGCUACAGGGAAGCUGACCAAGGCCAAGCGGUUGCUGGUACACGAAGGCAGCUCCAUCACUAGCAUCAGUGCGCGUUCCUGGAUCAGCCGGGAAGCGCGAGACCCGUCUCUGCUCAUUAACGCCUGCAUCAACAAACUGCUUCUCUACCGGGUAGUGGAUAACCAGGGCACUCUGCAGCUGAAGAGGAGCUUCCCCAUUGAUCAGAGCCAGCAUCCCAUUCGAAGUAUCUUCUGCCCUCUCAUGUCCUUCCGCCAGGGAGCCUGUGUGGUCACAGGCAGCGAGGACAUGUGUGUCUAUUUCUUUGAUGUGGAACGGACCUCCAAAGCCAUCGUCAAUAAACUGCAGGGCCAUAGCGCCGCCGUGUUGGAUGUCAGUUUCAACUGUGACGAGAGCCUUCUGGCCUCGAGCGAUGCAGUUGGGAUGGUCAUCGUGUGGCGACGCGAACAAGAAUAACCAUCGCCUAACCUGAAGCAAGGUCCCGGCCGAGGCCCAGCGUCUGGUCUCAGGGAACUGAGGACGGGCAUAGCGAUAGCGGGGAGGGAUGGAGAAGAUUGGGGAGGCCCAGGAUGAGCUACCCUAGGCAUGGAAUUUUGUAAAUAAUAAAAAUCCAUGUCUGGUGGGGGGAAAAAAAAAGACUCCGGAUCCCCUUUUCUAGUUAGUUGACUUUCUUUUUGUAAUCAACUUAUUUUAGAUUGUUCCUUUUUUUGGUUUUUGUUUUGUUUUUCCUGAGCCUCAUUUGAAUUUUAAAGUAUUUUUGAGUUCUUCAAUAUAUAUUUUUUGGUCAGGUAACCAUUUAACAUUAACUUUUGGAAUGGGAGAGGAUUUUUUAAAAUUAAGUAUUCUUCUGUAAAGAUAAACUUUACAUAAUAACUUUCUAUAUUUGGGUUAUUUCUCCCUUUACCUGCUGUUUUUUUUUUUUUUUUUUUUUUUUUAAGAACUUGUUAGUAUUAUCACAUCUAGUCCUGAGGGUGGUAGGAAAUGGUGUCUCUAGCUUCUGGUCUUUCUUUAGUUCUUUCCUCUGGCCUAGAACCCUAUAAGUGCCCACAGCCAGUAGCUUCCUUGUCCCACUGCUUUUGUACUCAUCAGGUGUGUGCUGGUUCCUUCUCAUCCAGGGCCUUGUCUUAGCAGCACAGCUGAGCCUGUGCUUAUCAGAAAAGGUUCCCUCAGUAUUCCUAGACUCCAAACCCAGACUCUCCAUGCUUAAACAGCUGACUCCACAAACUGUCUGGGAGAUGAAAGCUUCUGUGAUUGGGGCUGAGACUACUCCAAACCCAAAUCUCCCUGGGGCUCUCCACUUGUUACUUAAGUAGAACUAGCUGGAGGUGUUUACAUUUCACAUGGACCAAACUUCCGUCUUGGGGUUUUUCUUCAGAUCUCCAGUUGCCCCAGGAGGACCAACUCAUUUCUGCCUCAACAGUUACUUGUUUUUCUUUGUCUUUCUUUGUCUACAUUUGCUCCAAAUACAUAAUUUUAUUUUGUUUGUGGUGAUAAUGUGGAUGGUUUAGAAUUUUCUGACCUACUAGCUUCCCAAAAUCCUAUUGCUAUGAGCACUUACCAAUAAUAAGAGGACAGAACCUACAGAAAGUUUGGCUUGGAUAUGGAAAGAAGAUGAGGAACAAAGGCAGUUUUUUUUUUUUUUACUCAAAAUGAAAAUAGAAAGUGACCAAACAAAAAUCAGAAAAUACCAAAUCAUAUCCCUCCUUUUUUAUUUGUUAAAUAUUAAUGAGAUAUGUACAUCAAGGCACUGAGGACAUCUCUGAUGAAAACAUGACGAGAAAAGAAAGGUUUCCAUAGACAAUGUUUUAUAGAACAUUUUUUAAUAGGCACACAAGUGACUGAGAAAAAAUAGGAAAUCCUGCUGUGUCUAUUAUUUAUUGAUAUAAAAUACACACAAACACACAAUUUCAACAGAACAAAAUGAAAAUUUAAAAGAUUCUUCUCAAUCAAGACAUCUCUGUGUCUUGAUUCUGUGACAGAUGUGAUUAGUAAGCUUUGUUAAAUAACUUGCCAAAUAUUAACUAGUGAGGUAUAAGAUAAGAUGUGCUUACCUAAGUGUUUUAUAAGAUGUCCUUUGCAAAAUGUAAACAAAUGAGAGAUUAUUAAUAGUGAAAUUUUCUAAAUAUUCUAAUUUGUUAAUCAAAUCUUUAUUAAGGGCCUACUACAUAUCAGGCAUUGAGCUAGGCAUUUGGGAUACACAUACAAAACUGAAAAAGUCCCUGCAUGCAAGAAGUUUGCAUUAUAAUUUGUGGAUGUCUUUUUAAUAAUGGUAUCAACUAUCAUAACACCACACUACCGCCCCAACUUAAAAAAUAAAAAUAGCAAUAAGAAUGUUAUAACUCUCCCAAAUGGAAAAACUUUAAUGAAAAAUGAAUGAUGCUCAGAUUGAUGUGCUGCUAGCUGAGUAUACAAUCUAAUUAGUCUGUCAAUGUUUACAUCCUAGAUAGGCACACCUAGAUAAGUAACAAGCAAAUUAAUUGCAACUUUCUCCAUAAGCCAAGAGAGGAAGGAAUCUAACUUCAUGAAUUAAUAGCAAUGAAAACUAAUGUGUAAUCUCUGCUAGGUUCACAUUGUACCCUCUCCCUUACCUUUCUUACAUCAUGCUGUAGUUGGCUGCACAACUCAAAUGAUCAUUUCCUUGAUAGGUUUGUUAUGGUGGAAUCUUUGUCAAUGUAUCCUAUCCCUACCUUCACUUUGUUAUUAUAUGCCAAUACUCACUUUAUUAUAAUGUGACAAUAAGCGGUAAAUUUUCACACUACCCACUAAGUUGUAAAGAAAGCAGAGAUAUAAAAUGGAAAAUAAUGCUUUGUUUAAAAAGAAAACACACUGUAGCACUGCUCAUCCAGAGAAAUAAGGAACAAAGGGAAAUCAAGUAGCAAGCAGUGGCUAUAUCAAACCUAAAGGAAAAGGGACUGAAACACAACUGCUGCCAGCACUUCACUACCAGAAGUCUCUUAGGAUAAGAAUUUAGAUAAGUUAUUAGUAAUUCCCCCCAAAUGGAAUAAGGCUAAAUCAACUUUAAUAUUAGCAAGUUAAUCUACCAUUAAUGAGUCAGAAAGUGAACAAGAAUGCUGAACAAAAACUAGUCCAGAUUGCAUACAGGAAAAGGACCAUAUACUAAAAACUCCAAAACCAUAUUAAAUUUUAAAAUUGCAAUAACAAUAAUUGACCAGGAGAAUGACCAUUAAAUAUAAAAAAGUAAUUCAAAUAAUGUGAGACUAUUCUGCAGAAGUCACAAAGGUAAAUAAUAUUCAAAGAGCAAAGAAGCUCAAAAACCAAAAUCAAAAUGCAAAUGUGAAUCUGAUUAUAUAUGAAAAAGAUGUUCAAUAAAGGAGAAAUAUUUGGUGCAUUUAUAAAAAAAAUACAUGAGCAUGUUAUUUAGUUUGCAAACAUUACAAAACUUGUAUGCUGUAAAGUUAAAUAUAAUUACCAAGGAAAACACAAGCACUGACAUGUAUUAGCUCAUCUUUAGAAUUAAUUAAAAGAUAAGAAAAGCAUCUAUGGGAUUGAUUUUUUUUUUGCAUUUUCUAUUCAAAGUUUAUUGGGGACGGCUUAGAUCAUGCAAAGAUGCAUGUCUUCCAUAAUCAUUGAGCAAACUUGCUGUUACUGUGAACAAUGUUUUCCUGGUUCUGAUUUUUUCGCUUAGCAUCAAUGCAUGUAAAUCUUUCCCAGGUCUUUCUAAAAUUAGCUUAUUUUUAUAGAAAAUUAAUAAUCCAUUA
Molecule: messenger RNA, 4829 nt
Organism: Sarcophilus harrisii (Tasmanian devil)
Lineage: Eukaryota; Metazoa; Chordata; Mammalia; Dasyuromorphia; Dasyuridae
Product: WD repeat-containing protein 13
Exons: 1
Coding region: 109-1566 (485 amino acids)
Cellular component (GO): nucleus
Molecular function (GO): protein binding; promoter-specific chromatin binding
Source: RefSeq, a predicted model, not a curated record